UUGAAAUGUGGGAAAAUAUCAAAAAGUUCAAGGGAGGCUAAUAUUUUUGCUAGGAACAGUAUAUCAUCAUAAACGAAACAAGACAAGAGACUUUGGGGGAUUAGGACAUGGAUACUGAGUGUUUGCAUUUGGAUGUAUAAGCGCUAUUUAAUUGGUCUAACGCAUUUACAGCAUGACAGCUAAAGCUAAUCUGUUUUAGCAAAGAUAGGUCAGCUCUGUGUCUGCCUGUCAGCAAGCUGCCGAGUGGGUCAGUAUUAAACAACUCGUGUAUUGUUUUACUUUUAUUUUUUUGUGCCUCUGGGUUUGGACUAAAUACGAUUAAUGGAACUUAUAGUGCCUCUGUCCAACAUAUUUCAGAAGGUAAGUGUUGAGUGAACUUGAACUAGUUGGACCCUUAGUCGUGUCGGACAGGCUGAUAUUGGGUGUGGAGUGUUAGACCUCCCUGGUGUAGGAUGCAGACCCAUGUUCCAGUUCCGCGACCCGCUUACUCCCAGGCCAGGGAGAACCUGGUAAAAGCAAUCCCGCCCAAGCUCCUGUGUCUACUUGCCUGUGGGGGAGUGGACUGCCGUUAUGAAGGACCAGAGUGUUGGAAAACAAACCAGCAGGUCAUCAGAGGCAUUUUCUCAUCAUGGGUGACUGAUGACAUCAUCGCCAUGGCGCGACCUUCCAAAAUCUUGAUUGACAAGUAUAACAUCAUUGAGCAAUUCCAGCGAUUAAAUAUCAGAUCCAUCAUAAACAUGCAAAUGCCAGGCGAGCAUGCUCACUGCGGACCCCCCUUGGACCCCAAGAGUGGCUUCACGUACUCGCCGCAGACCUUCAUGGAGAAUGACAUUUACUUUUACAACUUUGGGAUGCCAGACUUCUGCGUGUCUUCCUUGGUCAACAUAAUAGAUGGAGUAAAGGUGCUGGCCUUCGCAGUAGGGGAAGGCAGGGUUGCUGUGCACUGCCACGCAGGCCUUGGCAGAACAGGUGUCCUGAUAGCCUGCUACUUAAUCUACACUUUGCGCAUCACUCCCAGCGAGGCUGUCCAUUACGUUCGCAUCAAGAGGCCGCGCUCCAUCCAAACUCGAGCACAGAUCAGCCAGGUGUUCGACUUCGCUCGGCUGCUAAGCACACAGCUGGUGCAAUACCCAGACCUCAGCCUGCGACACGGAUCCCCCGUCACUCUGCAGCACUACCUCAACCGUCAGGCGCUUCUGUUGCACGGCCAAGAGGCCCGCACGCUCAGACACAUACCAAAGGUGGUGUACCUCUUGUGUGUGCACCUCUCCUGCUUGGCGAUGGGACUACCCGCAGCUCCGGAGGUAAAUGCCGAACUGGAGAAGAGGUCAGCACUUAGGAUCCUGACCAGAGUGGUGAGGGAGACCCUGGUGUCUAAACAGUUCCUGCCCUUACUGAGGGAACAUCACAACAUCAAACGGGUGGGCUCGGGCUCCGUGUCCUCCUGGGAUGAGCAACUGGGAUUCAUGGAGAGGAAGAGGGAUUUGCUUCUGGACAAGCGCAGCUACAGUGACUCUGACCUCUGCAAGAUGGUGGAUCUGGAGAUGAGUCCCUGGUGUGCAUGGGAUGUGAUAGAACCUGACCUGAGACCACUGAGCUCCAAGACUGCCACACUUUCACCACAAAUGAUCACCAAGAACCAUUCGCAUGCACGCUUUAUGCGACCAAGCAACAACUCCGCUAGGAACUUAAAGUGUACGGUCAAAAAGGCUCAAUCCAAGUACAGCUCCAACAUGGAGUUGUCCAGGAGCACACAGAAUGUGCGCCCGACCUCAGUGGCUCGUGCAAUUGCUAAGGCAAUGGCGGACCAAGAUCCACCGGAAGAAACCAUUCUGAGGCGAUCGUCUCUUCUACAGGAGGAGCUGAACAGCAGCGAAUGUGGCUGGGCUCUUUUGGUGACAGAGACGGAUGCUCGGGUUCUCACGUGUCUGCUGUGGACCUGGCUUGAGAAGCUCAAAGAGCCUGUUCUUGGUGCCGAGGAUAUAGUAAGGUUAAGUUGUGUGGGACGCAACAGGAAGCCUCUUAGUGUACUCAAGAAGUCACAGAGGAACACUAUCUAUUGUCUCUUGCGUUGUGUCAACACGGUGACCAGCCUGUGUCCACACAGAGAAGAUGCAGUGCUGAAGCGUCUGCUCCGAGCACUGACAAAGCGGCCUCAAGAGGACAUGCAAAACCUUGCAAGUUUAAUAAAACUCAUGAGGGCCCAUUUGAGGGAGACGCUUCCCAACAACAGUUACAUCCAGAGGGCCUGCAGCUGCAAUGCUGCACUUUGAUUUUUUUUUUCUUUACUAUGAAUGGGUCAAAGAACUAGCUUGGGCGAUUGUGGUUACAAGAGUGCAUGGUCCGUUACUGACAAACUUGGUGAUUUUCAUUUGAUUGUAAUAUGUCUGCGGCCUAGAAUUUUUUUAAAAUUAAAACUUAACUAUUGCGUUAGCGUAGAUUAGUUAGAGACUAUGUCAUGUUCCAGUUUAUAGAUCAGAGCUCUGCUGUAAACCGAGCACUCCCUUAAAUUCUUAAGUUUUUAAAUCUUGAUGAUUUCAAAACUGCAGUAGAGUAGUAAACGUUUGGCUAACUCAUGUCAACCAUUAAUGUGCAAACUCCAUUUUGCCGUGUUGGCGUUCUAUGCAUGAUGGAUCAUUGUCACUUUUUUUAAAUUUUUUUUUUAGCAAUUACAGAACAUUGAAACAAGUCACACUGAACCAUGACUGUUUUCUGAGUCAUUCACACAUUACCUUCUCUUUAAUAACUAUUUCGAGAUUUUUAUAUAUACCUGAUCACCAUGACAUCACAGGCACGAAUGUACAUCAGGGUGGGGAAAACUCUGAUUGCACCACUAUUAUUGAAAUGCUUACAUGUUAUUUGACCAAGGCAGACCAAGUGAGAAAACAGGGUAAAUGGCUGGAAAAAUGAUUUUGUCUUUUUCUCAACCAACCGGAGUGUAGAUGUGUUAAGUGACUGUCAUAAAAUAUGCUAAUAUAUGAGGUAAAUUGCUUCCAAGGGGAUCCAAACAA
This is a messenger RNA of Hippocampus comes (tiger tail seahorse), 3011 nucleotides long. Its product is annotated as protein tyrosine phosphatase domain-containing protein 1. The record is from RefSeq and is a predicted model, not a curated record. The transcript is spliced from 12 exons. The coding region runs from base 453 to 2273 and encodes 606 amino acids. NCBI's taxonomy places the organism in Eukaryota, Metazoa, Chordata, Actinopteri, Syngnathiformes, Syngnathidae. Gene Ontology annotation, molecular function: protein tyrosine phosphatase activity. Gene Ontology annotation, biological process: cilium assembly; protein dephosphorylation.